Messenger RNA from Myotis myotis, 2754 nucleotides. RefSeq names its product kinesin-like protein KIF19. The record is from RefSeq and is a predicted model, not a curated record. Lineage: Eukaryota; Metazoa; Chordata; Mammalia; Chiroptera; Vespertilionidae. Gene Ontology annotation, biological process: microtubule-based movement. Gene Ontology annotation, molecular function: ATP binding; microtubule binding; microtubule motor activity. The transcript has 20 exons. The coding region runs from base 1 to 2754 and encodes 917 amino acids.
AUGGGAGAGGAGCAGGCGGUAGUGCGCUCAGGCCGCAGCCAGAUAGGCCUGGUUAGCCCUGCCACGAGGGACAUGGAACCCAAGGACCAGCAGCUCACGGUAGUGCUUCGGAUCCGCCCGCUCAAUGACACAGAACAGGAGGAGGGAGCCAGCGUCAUCGCCCACAAAGUGGGUGACCAGAUGGUGGUGCUCAUGGAUCCGGGCGAGGACCCCGAGGACACGCUGCGCACACACCGGUCCCGGGAGAAGACCUUCAUCUUUGACACCGUCUUCGACCAGCACGCAUCGCAGGGGGACGUGUAUCGUGCCACCACCCAGCGCCUGGUGGACAGCGUCGUCUCCGGAUACAACGCCACGGUGUUCGCCUACGGCCCCUCAGGGGCCGGGAAGACCCACACGAUGCUGGGCAUGGACGCGGAGCCCGGCAUCUACCUGCAGACCCUCGCCGACCUCUUCCGGGCCAUCGAGCGGACCCGGGACAGCGUGGACUCCAGCGUGUCCAUGUCUUACCUGGAGAUCUACAACGAGGUGAUCCGGGACCUGCUGAACCCGUCCUCGGGGCUCCUGGAGCUGAGGGAGGACGCCAGGGGCAGCAUCCAGAUCGCGGGCAUCACGGAGGUCUCCACCUCGAAUGCCCAGGAGAUCAUGCAGCUCCUCACCAGAGGCAACCGGCAGCGCACGCAGGAGCCCACGGCCGCCAACAGGACGUCCUCGCGCUCCCACGCGGUGCUGCAGGUCUCCGUGCGCCGGCAGGGCCGCGGCCACCACCUGGCGGAGGGCGUGCGCGUCGGGAGGCUGUUCCUGGUGGACCUGGCGGGCUCGGAGCGGGCAUCCCAGACCCGGAACCGCGGCAAAAGGAUGCAGGAGGGCGCGCACAUCAACCGCUCGCUGCUGGCGCUGGGCAACUGCAUCAACGCGCUCAGCGAGAGGGGCGGCGGCCGCACGCAGUACGUGAACUUCAGGGACAGCAAGCUCACACGCCUGCUCAAGGACGCCCUGGGAGGGAACAGCCAGACGGUGAUGAUCGCCCACAUCAGCCCCGCCAGCACGUCCUUCGAGGAGUCGAGGAGCACCCUGCUGUACGCGCACAGAGCCAAGAGCAUCAGGACGCGGGUCAAGCGCAACCUGCUGACCAUGUCCUGCCAUCUGGAUCAGGACACAGAUGUCAUCUCCGACCUGCGCAGGCAGAUCGAGCACCUCAAGUCCAAGAUCGAGAGGCAGGAGCACAGGAGAAGCGAGGCCGGGAUCCCGGAUGCUCGAGGCCUGGAGCUCAGCCCUGGCUCAGGUGGCACCGCUCUUGGUGCAGCCGGCUCUCUUGCUGCCCCAGUCACGAUGCCCGCCCAGGACCCGGAGGAGGACAGCCGCCUGCAGAUGAACGAGACCCGGGCCCAGCUCGCGGGGACCUUCCAGGAGCAGCUGGAGAUGGCGCGCAGCCCGGUGGAGCUGGAGGACGCCAACAUGGAGCUGCACGCUGACGUGUCCCAGCACCUGCUGGCCAUUGCAGACUGGGAGCGGGAGAAGACCCCCCACCACGCCCAGGACGAGGUACCUGCGGGGCACGAGCAGCAGGCGGUGGCCGACGCAGCCGGGGACGAGGGCGAGUCCGCAGAGCCCCACGAGGGAGCGCUGGCCGGAGAGGAGGUCUCCCUGCUGCUGGCCGCACAGCGGGGAGCCGUGGCCCUGCAGGCGCGGCUGGAGGAGCGGCUUCUGUGCCGCGCGCAGGAGCUGGAGGCAGAGAACGCAGCGCUGCAGGCCGGCCGCCUGCACGGGGCGCACCUGCUGGCGCAGAGGGACCUGCUCAUCGGGCGCCUCCGCCAGCACCAGCUGCUGUGCGAGCGGAUCAUCCGGGACCAGCGGCAGCUCAUUCAGGACGCCGGCCUCCCCGUGCCCGCGGCGCUGGACGAGCGCUACGGCCUGUACGCGCGGGAGCUGGGCGGGGGCUCGCUGGACCGCCUGCUGCUGCUGCACUCGGCCACGGCCGCGGCCAGCUCCCUGCCCGAUGGCUCUGUGGGGAGCACAUCUCCACCCUCAGAGGAGGCCCCCGGAGACCAGGCCGACAGGAGACCAGCCCCUUUUGAGCUGCCGCAGAUGCUGCUGGAGACGGACAGCCAUGGUUUCAAGGUGUCGAAAGCCACUCCCUCAAAACAGUGGGGGAGGCAGGCUGCCCUCGCCCCGCCGCCCCUCCGCAUCCUGCUCACGCCGCCAGCGCACGAGCGGCCUGGCACUCCAAGGGCGAAGGCCGUGGCCUCCAGGCUGAGCUCCCUGGCCGGCCUGGACCUCACGGAGGUGGCCGCGAGCACCAAGAGCAUCGCCCUCGUCGCGGCCUCCCGGCGCUGCCAGGCCCAGGACCGGGAGGGCGGCAGUGGCCGCUCCUCGCUCCACCUUCCGGACUCCAGGGACGCGAGCCCAGCAGGCAGCAGGCGGCCCCGCGCCAGCCCCGGCCGGAAGGGCUCCUUGGAGAGGAAGGCCCGGAGCAGGCGGUCCCCUCGCCUCAGCCCAGGCGUGCGGCCGGCAACGGAGAAGCCCCAGCCCCACUCCCCAGCACGUUGGGAUGAGAGCCAGACGCCCCCUGCACCCCAUCAGCCGUCAAAGUCCUCGGGCCUCUUCCCUGCUGUCCCCGCGGCCUCCAAGACGAAGCCUGGCCCCCACGCAGGGUCUGCAGACAGUGGAGGCCAAGGCCGCAGCCCGCUGCCCCCCAGCAGCCCUCGCAGGCCCCGGGGCCGCAGCGCCAAGGGCCCGAGAAGACCCCUGUGA